Messenger RNA from Aureococcus anophagefferens, 648 nucleotides. RefSeq lists its product as hypothetical. Bases 1 to 648 code for a protein of 215 amino acids. The transcript has 2 exons. The record is from RefSeq and is a predicted model, not a curated record. Lineage: Eukaryota; Pelagophyceae; Pelagomonadales; Pelagomonadaceae. Gene Ontology annotation, molecular function: GTP binding; GTPase activity.
AUGCCCGAGCGUCGGUCCAGCGUGCGACGACCGUCGGCCGACGCGUCGCCGGCGGCCUCCCGGCCGCCGCCGGCGCCGCCGACGCCCACGGGCGGCGGCGCCGCCAGGGCCGACAAGAUCACGCGCAUCAAGCUGCUGACCAUGGGCGCCGCCGAGAGCGGCAAGUCCUGCAUCGUGAAGCGGUAUUGCGAGGGGCGCUUCAUCACGAAGUACAUCCAGACCGUCGGCGUCGACUACGGCGUCAAGCCCGUCGACGUCGACGGGAAGAAGGUGCGCAUCAACUUUUGGGAUCUGUCCGGCCGGCCCGAGUUCUUCGAGAUCCGCAACGAGCGCGCCGCGGCGUUCUACAAGGACACGCAGGGUGCGCUGCUCGUCUUCGACGUCAGCGAGCGCGACUCCUUCGACCAGCUCGAGGACUGGCUCAAGGAGAGCGCCAAGUUCGGCAUGCCCCGGGACCUGCCCGUCGCGGUCUGCGCGAACAAGGUCGACAAGCCGCGCAAGGUCAGCGAGGCCGAGGGCCGCCAGUGGGCCGCGUCGCACAAGUACGACUACUUCGAGCUCUCCGCGUCGACGGGCGCGAACGUGCCCGACGUGUUCGAGUGCGUCUUCAAGAAGGCGCUCGCGAAGCUCAACCGCGCGAACGUGUAA